AUGAAUGCAUACGUUGUUGUCGUCUUAUACUUCCUCGUUACCGUUGCAGUCGUAAUUUCCAUUUACGCGGCCCUAACCCUAGAGGUCAACCUCCACCAAGGCCCGCGCUUCUACAUCAAAGAAUUUUACGUUCCCGCCCUCGAUCUCAUCUCCCAAUCACCCAUAACUACUUCAAACAAUAAUAAUAAUAAUACCUUACCUAUUAACCCAUGUCUAUUCUUUGAUUUCGCAUUUGUAAACAUCGAAAACGAGCACAUCGUACGCUACGGAGAUGCAAAUCUUACAUUCUCGUACGGCCGAAACAACGCCGUUGCGAAUUACGUAGUUCGGAGCUUUGACCAGGGGUCGUGGGAGGUGGACUACCGGCGGGAAGUGGUGGAGAGCCGAGGAGUGCCGUGGGAGGAUGCUGUGAAGGCGGUUUCAAAUGGGUCAACGGUGGUUUUUAGGGUUGACUUGGCGGUGCCGCCGAAGUUUUGGGAAGGGAUGUGGUAUUCGAAGAAGAAGGGUGUGAGGAUUGGUGCUGACGUGGAGGUUGAUGGAACGGGUCUCAAGGUGAAGAGAAAUGAUAUUAGGCUCAACUCGGCUGCUUCUCAUCGUAGGGUUGGGAUUCAUGUAUUGUUUCUGAGCCUUUUAGUUGCGUGGAAAUGUUUGUGCUUUUGA
This is a messenger RNA of Erythranthe guttata (spotted monkey flower), 660 nucleotides long. NCBI's taxonomy places the organism in Eukaryota, Viridiplantae, Streptophyta, Magnoliopsida, Lamiales, Phrymaceae. The record is from RefSeq and is a predicted model, not a curated record.